Cynocephalus volans (Philippine flying lemur) is the source of this 1119-nucleotide messenger RNA. RefSeq names its product mitotic arrest deficient 2 like 1 (gene MAD2L1). NCBI's taxonomy places the organism in Eukaryota, Metazoa, Chordata, Mammalia, Dermoptera, Cynocephalidae. Gene Ontology annotation, cellular component: nucleoplasm; kinetochore; cytoplasm. The record is from RefSeq and is a predicted model, not a curated record. The transcript has 5 exons. Gene Ontology annotation, biological process: mitotic spindle assembly checkpoint signaling. Bases 71 to 688 code for a protein of 205 amino acids.
ACUGCAGCGGGAGCCGCCGGGGUAGCUUUCUGCGGGGUGGGAGUGUGCGUUCUUGUCCGCGGUCUUGGCUAUGGCGCUGCAGCUCUCCCGGGAGCAGGGCAUCACCCUGCGCGGGAGCGCCGAAAUCGUGGCCGAGUUCUUCUCUUUUGGCAUCAACAGCAUUUUAUAUCAGCGAGGCAUAUAUCCAUCUGAAACCUUCACUCGAGUGCAGAAAUAUGGACUCACGUUGCUUGUAACUACUGAUCAUGAGCUCAUAAAAUACCUAAAUAAUGUGGUGGAACAACUAAAAGACUGGUUAUAUAAGUGUUCAGUUCAGAAACUGGUGGUAGUCAUCUCAAAUAUUGAAAGUGGCGAGGUCCUUGAAAGAUGGCAAUUUGAUAUUGAGUGUGACAAGACUGCAAAAGAUGACAGUGCACCCAGAGAAAAGUCUCAGAAAGCUAUCCAGGAUGAAAUCCGUUCAGUGAUCAGACAGAUCACAGCCACAGUGACAUUUCUGCCACUGUUGGAAGUUUCUUGUUCAUUUGAUCUGCUGAUUUAUACAGACAAAGAUUUGGUUGUACCUGAAAAAUGGGAAGAGUCAGGACCACAGUUCAUAACCAACUCUGAGGAAGUUCGUCUUCGUUCAUUUACUACUACAAUCCACAAAGUAAAUAGCAUGGUGGCCUACAAAAUCCCUGUCAAUGACUGACGGUGAGAUGAGGAAGAUAAUGUAAUUGUAAUCCUCAAAUGUGGUUUUCCAGAAACCAAGUCACCUAUGGUUGAUAUGUUUCAUUUCAUUGGUUAAUUUUGGAAGGGGAAAACUGACAUUAUACUUUACCAAACUGUGCAUAAUUGUUCCAUUUUUAUUGGUACCUAUUCAGUUUAUCAUAGGAUUGACAUAAUGAAUUUGUUGCAUAUUUUUCAAAAGGAACCAACAGGUUUUGUCAGCAUUGUAAUGUCAGUUCCCUUGAAGGUGGUAACUGUAGAUGGAAAAACUUUUACUAUAAAGCUAAAAACUUUCCUAAAUCAGACAUUUGGUCAACUAGCUUGACUCAGAGUAUAGGCAGGGAGAUAUUUAAAUAUAAGAUACAGCAAAAGAAGUCUGAAUAAUCAGAAUUUUUGUUUAGAUCCUGAAAGUAA